Messenger RNA from Rhodamnia argentea, 2307 nucleotides. RefSeq names its product glucan endo-1,3-beta-glucosidase 4. NCBI's taxonomy places the organism in Eukaryota, Viridiplantae, Streptophyta, Magnoliopsida, Myrtales, Myrtaceae. Bases 460 to 1947 code for a protein of 495 amino acids. The record is from RefSeq and is a predicted model, not a curated record. Gene Ontology annotation, biological process: carbohydrate metabolic process. Gene Ontology annotation, cellular component: plasma membrane. The transcript has 5 exons. Gene Ontology annotation, molecular function: hydrolase activity, hydrolyzing O-glycosyl compounds.
UAAUUUUAACGUAGCACCCAUUUCAAAUCUUUGUCACAGGGUUGUAAAGCUUGUAUUUUUAGUUGAAAAAGGCCACUUUAUUUAGUAGAAAAACGAUUGGCCGGUGGGGUAUAGUCCGGAGGAGCGUUAUUUUAAGAUGGGGUUUUUUGUAGUGGGGACUGUGGGGAAAAGAGUGGUAUUUUUGUCCACAGGCCAUUUAGGUCUAGACUAGAAGAGUGUUCAUCUGGGGUCUUCCGGUUUCUAGUUUCGGCAUUGAGUGCUGCACUCUCAGAUAGCGUUGGAAGCUGAUGAAAUCUUUGUGGAUUCUGUUUGAGAUUCAUUAUAUUUGGCGUUCGGACUUUUGAAGAGGGAUAUAUCUGUGUGGUUUCUUCUUUUGAGCUGGUUUUGUGCGCAAGAAACUGAUUUAAGCUGCAUCUAAAGGCGACGGAGUGGAAGGUUUCGUACCCCAUACUUUUGAAGAUGAUGGGUGAAAAAGGACUGGGGAGAAUUCUUCUGCUUCUAGUUUCAUUCUUGCCCACUGCCUUGGGUGCAUUUGUGGGAAUAAACAUCGGUACCGAUGUCUCUAACCUGCCAGAAGCUUCAGAUGUAGUAGCAGUCUUAAAAUCCCAUGAGAUAACUCAUGUGCGACUUUAUGAUGCCGAUGCUCACAUGUUAAAAGCCCUUGCUAACAGUGGGAUUGAUGUCAUGGUUGGUGUCACGAACGAGGAAGUUUUAGGGAUUGGGGAAUCUCCAGCAGCAGCGGCGGCUUGGAUUAACAAAAAUGUUGCUGCUUACCUGCCUGCAACCAAUAUAACUGCAAUUGCUGUUGGCAGCGAAGUUCUUACUUCAAUACCUCAUGCUGCUCCAGUUUUAGUUCCGGCAAUGAAUAACCUUCAUAAAGCUCUGGUUGCCUCUAAUCUCAAUUUUAUGGUUAAGGUCUCAACCCCACAAUCAAUGGAUGUAAUACCGAGGCCCUUCCCUCCCUCCACUGCGGCUUUCAACUCUUCAUGGAACUCUACAAUGUACCAGCUGCUUCAAUUCCUGAAGAACACAAAUUCUUCAUACAUGUUGAAUGCUUAUCCAUAUUAUGGAUAUACUCAAGGAAACGGGAUUUUCCCACUUGAUUAUGCUCUUUUUCGAUCACUUCCUUCGGUGAAGCAGAUUGUUGACCCAAAUACUCUUUUUCACUACAACAGCAUGUUUGAUGCCAUGGUCGAUGCCACUUAUUAUUCUGUCGAGGCCAUGAAUUUUUCUGGGAUCCCUGUUAUGGUGACAGAAACUGGCUGGCCUUGGUUUGGUGGAUCAAAUGAACCUGAUGCAACGGCGGGAAAUGCCCAAACCUUCAACAACAACUUGAUCAAGCGAGUGCUUAAUGGCUCGGGUCCACCUAGUCAGCCAGAUGUGCCAAUCAACACAUACAUCUAUGAGUUAUAUAACGAAGAUAAGAGACUGGGACCCGUGUCAGAGAGAAAUUGGGGUGUGUUUUUCACCAACGGGACUUCUGUGUAUCCUCUCAGCUUGGGCACAUCCAGUCAAGUCACGGGGAACUCUUCCGGGGUGUUCUGCAUAGCGAAGCAGGAUGCGGAUCCCGACAAGUUGGAAGACGGGCUAAACUGGGCUUGUGGUCAAGGUCAGGCUAACUGCACGGCUAUUCAGGCAGGACAGCCGUGUUACUUGCCCAAUACUGUGGCGAGCCAUGCUUCGUAUGCCUACAAUGACUAUUAUCAGAAGAUGCAGAGUGUUGGUGGGACGUGCGAUUUUCAGGGCACGGCUAUGACAACUCCGGACAAUCCCAGUUAUGGAUCGUGUAAAUUCACUGGGAGUUCAAACUCAAGCUCCAGCGUGAUUACCCCGUCAGCAUCUGCACCUUUCAGUCCUCAAGGUGGAGGUUCACCAACUUCAGCUUCACUAGUCUCCGAACUAAAAUACGUGAUUUGCGCGAUCGCCGUUGCUCUAAUGUCCAUUUGACAAAGGGUUGCGGGCCUUAAUUCGGCUAGAGCAGUCAAUAGCGGGUUACUGGUAGAUCUUGUUGGCUGUGAUGAAAUUGGUGGGAGAUUCUUGAGCCUAGUGAGAAAUUCUUGUUCAUUCAUCACUUCUCAUUUUUUUGCUUGUGAUUAGAGAUUCUUCCGUUUAGUUCCUCUUGGUCUAUUUUAUGCCAUUGUAACAUUUGAUUCUAGAAUGUGUGGAUAGAGCAUGAUUCUUUUGGAGGGGGGAGAUGAGAAUGGACCAAUGUGACUGGCGAUUGCCUUGCCUGCUUGCAAUUUCCCUAAAAUCAGCCACCAAAUAAAUUAUCGUAGAGAAGUAAGAUGGGUGGCCUUCAAUUUUCCA